AUGCUGACGAGAAAUCAGGUCGCCAUCCAAAAGGAGCACCUCGAGCAUUUCACACCGCUAUGGGAGUCACUUCAAGCUGCAUGCAGGGGCCGACUGGCGAGAAAUAGCGUUCAGGCUCUCAAAGCAGAACUUCGACAACACUCUCAGGCAAUUGGCAAUUUGCAAGCCUGCAUCCGCGCCAGUGCUGUGCGAAGAGACGUUGCUGAGACGCUGGAAGGCUUGACCGAGAACGAACCCUGUGUUGUCGACCUCCAAUCCCAGAUCCGUGGUAUGCUAGAGCGUCAACGACUUGCUUCUGACCGCCAGGCACUGGCUCGACAAACCCCCAAGAUCACUGGUCUCCAAGCGCAAAUCUGUGGUUUCCUCUAUCGUCAACAGCAUUUCGAAUUUCUCGACAACCUCCGCGCCAACGAAUCGGAAAUCGUGUCUCUUCAAGCCUUAUCGAGAGCCAUGCUACUAAGAGCGAAGGUAGGAGACCUAUUGGCGCAACUGGAAGAAGAAGAAGAGUCUAUCAUCGCAAUUCAAGCAGCUGCCAAGGCAUUCAUCGUUCGAGCCAAGUUCGUGGAGAAGAAACGAUUUUUCAAGGAGAAUAUGCAAAAGGUUGUGAAAAUCCAGAGCUUCGUCCGAGCUAAGCUUCAGGGAGAGGCGUACAAGAGCCUCACUACCGGAAAGAACCCGCCCGUGGGAGCUGUGAAGAACUUCGUCCAUCUGCUCAAUGAUAGCGACUUUGACUUUAAUGAAGAGGUCGAGUUCGAGCGAAUGAGAAAGACGGUGGUCCAGCAGGUGCGACAAAACGAAAUGUUGGAACAGUAUAUCGACCAGCUUGACAUCAAGAUUGCUCUGCUGGUCAAGAACAAAAUCACCCUGGACGAGGUUGUGAGACAUCAAAACAACUUUGGUGGCCACACGGGCACUCUCCUCGCAAAUAGCUCAAUGUCGUCUGCCAACCAAUUCGAUCUCAAAGCUCUCAACAAGAGUUCAAGAAAGAAGCUCGAUUCUUACCAGCAGCUUUUCUUCAACCUUCAAACUCAGCCACAAUACCUGGCACGCUUGUUCAAGCGCAUCCGCGAGCAAGGUACCGCCGAGAAGGAGUGCAAGAGAGUGGAGCACCUGAUGAUGGGGCUUUUCGGAUAUGCCCAAAAGCGAAGAGAAGAGUACUACCUCUUGAAGCUGAUUGCGAGAUCCAUGCGCGAAGAGAUCGAUGGCUGCCAGUCGCUUCAAGAUUUCCUCCGUGGCAACUUUUUCUGGUCUAAGCUAUUGAGCAACUAUGCUCGCUCUCCUCGGGAUAGGAAGUACUUAAGGGACUUGCUUGGCCCUUUAAUCAGAGACAACAUUAUCGAAGACCCAGCUUUGGACCUUGAAAGCGACCCAAUGCAGAUCUACCGAUCGGCAAUCAACAACGAAGAACUGAGAACAGGACAACCAAGUCGGCGACCUCUGGAUAUUCCCCGAGAGCAGGCAAUCAAAGACCCUGAAACAAGAGAGCUCUUCAUUGAUCAUCUUCGUGAUCUUCGAGAAAUUUGCAAUCAAUUUUUGUCGGCCCUCGAAGAGCUUCUGCCUCGACUGCCAUAUGGCUUGCGUUAUCUCUGUCAACAAAUGUUCGAAUUCCUUUGCCAACAUUUCAAGAGAGAACCCCAACAUCAACAUCUGCAAACUGUUGGCAACUGGUUCUGGCGCUUUUAUUUGCAACCAGCACUCGUUGCUCCGGAGAAUGUUGGCGUAAUCGAGAAACAGCUCAGCCCAUUACAAAAGCGGAAUCUCGGCGAAGUUGCAAAGGUUUUGGGCCAGAUUGCCUCCGGCCGCCCCUUUGGCGGAGAAAACAUCUAUCUACAGCCGCUCAAUGCUUUCUUGGCAGAAUCAAUGGAACGCCUGGGCAGUAUUCUGGCUGAUCUCAUCUCUGUCCCGGAUGCCGAAAACACAUUCGACAUCGAUGAGUUCAACGAUCUCUAUGCUAAGAAUAAGCCGACCCUCUAUAUCAAAAUGACUGAUAUCUUUGCCAUCCACAACCUGAUCGCCUCGGAACUGCCAUACCUUUGUCCAAAUCGAGAUGAUGUACUUCGCGAGAUCAUGCAAGAUCUUGGUAGCGCCAAGAGCAACGAGAACGAGAUGACCGCUGCUGGCUCCUCCGAUAUUCAGAUGUUCUUGACUCCCAAAUUGCACGAUAUUGAUGACCCCGAAGCUGAGGUCAAGGCUCUGUUCAUGGAGACGAAGAGAUGUGUUCUCUACAUCAUUCGGGUGCAGACAGGAGCCAACCUGUUAGAGAUUUUAGUCAAGCCAAUAUCACCAGAAGACGAGCACAAGUGGCGAGUCGUUCUGCGAGAUGACUUCUCGGCGGGAACCAACACUAGAGGAGCAUACUCUGACGCUAAUAUGAUUGACGUGACGAGGAUGUCGUAUUAUGAGCUUAAGCGUACCGCGCUGGAGAACGUCUUGAGACUGGAGCACAUGGGGCGUAUUUCCAAGCACAAUUUCUAUCAAGACAUACUCAAUGCGAUCGCCCUCGACAUCCGGACAAAGAGCCGUAGAAGAGUGCAAAGACAGCGCGAGUUGGAAGGUGUUCGUCUUACGCUUGGAAACCUGCACGAGAAGGCCAAGUAUCUUGAACAGCAGCGCAAGAGUUAUGACGACUAUAUCGAGCAAGCUAUGGCAACCUUACAAAAGAACAAAGGCAAGAAGAAAUUCCUCCUACCCUUCACUAGGCAAUAUAAUCACCAACGGGAGCUGGAGCGCAGCGGGCGAGUCCCCAAAUUCGGCUCAUAUAAGUACAGCGCGCGGCAACUCAUGGACAAGGGUGCGCUUGUUAGCUGGACUGGUACGGCAGAUCGCGAUUGGGACAAAAUCAAUCUCACCAUCUCGUGUGACGAGGUUGGUGUCUUUUCAAUUGAAGGAUCCCGUGGCCACAUUCAAAUCCCAGGCGCGAGCGCACUGGUGCCUAUCGAAGACCUACUCCAGGCGCAAUUCGAGGCUCAUCAGUUCAUGACUCUCUUUGAGGGCAACCUUCGGCUAAACGUUAAUCUUCUCCUGCAUUUGCUUUACAAGAAGUUCUACAGAACUCAGUAG
Molecule: messenger RNA, 3060 nt
Organism: Phaeoacremonium minimum UCRPA7
Lineage: Eukaryota; Fungi; Ascomycota; Sordariomycetes; Togniniales; Togniniaceae
Exons: 2
Coding region: 1-3060 (1019 amino acids)
Biological process (GO): regulation of actin cytoskeleton organization; regulation of GTPase activity
Cellular component (GO): cytoplasm
Molecular function (GO): protein binding; GTPase activator activity
Source: RefSeq, a predicted model, not a curated record